GGGGACUAGGAUCCUGUUGCUCACUCAGUCUUCCUUAGUAUAGUGCUGAAUAUUUCCCCCACAAGGCGGUGGCAUAUUUCCCUCCGCCACAUACUGGCGUCACGAACAGGAUAAACUAGCGAGUAUUCUAAUUAAGUAUAAGUUUCUGGUCUUUGAGUCAACACUAUGGCUGAACUGGAAGAAUUAAAAAGACAGUUUGAUGAGAUGGAAAGGAGGUUCGGUGAACAGGCGGAUAUGUUGGUACAGGCCAGAGCCGAACAGAGAGAAGCGCUGUCACUGGCUAAAGCUGUUAUCGAUCAACAGGCAGUGGCUCAGAGAGUGCCAUCUACUGUUUACAUUCCAAGAGACCGUAAACUUCCAGAGUUCAGCGGAUGGCGUUCCAAGCCUGGUGAGUCGAGUAUAGAGGAUUGGAUAAACUCAAUGAAGUCUGCCUUUAAAGUAAUGAAAAUUCCUGAAGAAGACAAAAUUGAGUUUGUUAAGCAGUACCUCAAAGACGAAGCUAAAAUGACAGUUAAGUUUAUGCUUAAUGGAAAAGAGAAGUCAGUUGAUGAGAUUUUUGAUGCUUUGGAUCAGACUUAUGGGGACAAACUUCCCAUUGGCAGCAGACUGAAAGAGUUUUAUGACCGCAAACAAAUGCCUGGAGAAACCAUCCGUUCUUACGCUUAUGACUUGCAGGAGAAGCUGAGUAUCAUCCAGACCAGGGAGCCAUCUAGAGUUCCUGAUGCUGACGGUGUACUGAAAGAACAGCUGGUGUUAGGUCUCAAGGAUGACUCGCUACGACGUGAAAUGAAGAGGAGAGUCAAAGCUGAGAAGGACCUGACAUUUAUUCAGCUUAUGCAGGAAGCGAUUACUUGGUCGGAAGAAGAGGAGGUGCAAGUUCCAUGCAAUUUGAGAAGCAGUACUCGUUCACGCGGUGUCGUCCAGGCUACCACUGCGACAGAUAGCUCCUCAGCUCCUCUCACUCUGGAGAAUCUUCAUGAAGCUAUUCAACGGAUAGCUGCCAGACAAGAAGAGCUCUUUCAGAUGGUGAAUAACAAAGAGAAAGUGAAACCUGUAGAAAAAGAGGGCAAAACUAAAAGUGAACCUUUAAAAGACAGUGAAGGAAGAUACAUCUGCUAUAUGUGUGGUAAGCCAGGGCACACUAGCCGACGCUGUACUCAGAGCAGAGAGAACUCAAGUGGAGUGCAACCUCUGAAACACAAAGUAGAAAUGAUAAAUGCAGCUGAUCAAGUUACCUCGGUGUUAGAGAGUGUAGGUCCAUCCGUUAUCAGGAGUCACACUGCAGACUGUGAUGCAGAGAAUGUUUCCAAGGCCCUCUGUGAAAGUGCUUUCGGUGACUGUCUUACCAUUGACUUGAGAAUUACUGGUGUUAGAACUGUUUGCCUCUUGGACACCGGGUCAGAGGUGACUACUAUCACGGAGUCUCAUUUUAAAGCUCACUUUGGAGAGGUUGUGCUGUCAUCUGCCAAUUGGGUCCGACUCACAGUGGCAAAUGGACUAGACAUUCCCAUUAUAGGAUGUCUGGAAGCAGACAUUGAGUGUAUGGGUAAGACGUUGCAUGGAAAGUGUGUAUUUGUGAUCAGAGAGAACAAUCCCAAUGGAACAGAGUGGAAAGGAUUACCUGGCAUUGUUGGGAUGAAUGUGUUGAGUGACCUCAAAGAUCUAUUCAUGGCCACUGGAGGUAUGAAGAAGAUGGACCGGCAUAGCCAUGGUGUCAGGGAGGCAAAAGUUCAGCGGGUGUUAGCUAACAUUCAGAUGCAGACUGAGGGUUUGAGCUGUGGAGACCAGAUUGGUUUUGUGAAAGUUGCUGGGAAGCAAGCAAUCACUAUUCCUCCAUUCAGUAAGCGUGUGUUGGAAGGUCGCUGUAGAAUACCGCCGAAGGUAAACUGCGAAGUGUUGGUUGAGGCUUCAUUAGAAGUUAGUCUACCAAAGAGUGUGUUGAUUGCUAAUGUGCUCGCCAAGACCGCUGAUGGUAAAGUUCCAGUCAGAGUCUUGAAUUCUAGUGAGAAAGCUGUAAAACUCAUGCCGCGAUGUAGGAUAGCAGCACUGUGUAAGCCACAGGAGGUCAUCCCAAAAGUGCUUGUCGAGUUUGAGGAGAAAGAGGGUGCUCUGCAUGUUAAGGCUGUGCAGCAACAUCAGGUAAAAGUGGAGGAAAGCACCACAGAGCUGUUGCCUGUUGCAGUUCAAACUAAUCUUGAAGGCCUCACAGAAACUCAGCGUGAAAAACUCAGAGACCUACUGGCAAAGCACAGUGACGUGUUUUCUAAGAACGAAUGUGACUUUGGUCAUACGACAGCUGUCACACACAACAUCCCUACAGGAGAUGCUCCUCCCAUUAAGCAAAGACAUCGCAGAAUUCCACCCCAGUUAUUUCAGGAAGUGAAAAAACAUGUUCGAGAUUUGGUAUCUCAAGGUAUACUCUGAGAAAGCUGCAGUCCAUGGGCUUCUCCAGCUGUAAUUGUGAUCAAGAAGGAUGGCAGCGUGAGGUUUUGCUGUGAUUACAGGAGGCUGAAUAAAGUGACAUGCAAGGACGCUUAUCCCCUUCCACGUGUCGAGGAGUCUCUUGAUGCCUUGGGAAAUGCGCAACUAUUCUCCACACUUGAUUUAACUUCAGGCUAUUUUCAGGUGGCCAUGAGUAAGGAGGACCGAGAUAAGACCGCUGUCACCACUCCUUUUGGUCUAUUUGAAUGGACCAGGAUGCCAUUCGGACUUUGCAACCCUCCUGCAACCUUUCAACGUCUGAUGGGAGUGGUGCUUGGUGAUCUGACGUUUGACAUAUUACUCAUCUAUCUUGAUGACAUUAUUGUCUUUUCAAAGGACUUUGAUAGUCACUGUCAAAGACUGGAAAUCGUGUUCAACCGAUUGAGACAACAUGGAUUGAAGCUAAAACCCAGCAAGUGCUUCCUGUUGAAACCUGAAGUGAAAUUCCUGGGUCACUUAAUUUCCUCCAAGGGAAUACAGGUGGACGGAGAGAAGACUUGGGCAUUGGAAACAUGGCCUGUACCCAAGAAUGUCAGGGAGUUGAGACAAGUCCUGGGAUUCAUGAGUUAUUACAGGAGGUUUGUGCCUGGUUUUGCUCAGUUGGCCCGGCCACUUCAUGCUCUGGUUGGUAAGGGAGUAAAAGGGAAAAUGAUGGAACCUUUUAACUGGACACCUGAGUGCCAGACUGCACUUGACAAACUCAAGCAAUGCUUUAUGUGUUCACCAGUUCUCGCAUACCCAGAUUUCAGCAAGCCUUUCGUAGUCACAACUGACGGGAGCCUGCAUGGUCUUGGGGCUGUAUUGAGUCAACGACAAGGAGAAGUUGAGCGUGUGAUCGCGUAUGCGAGUCGGGGCCUUCGUGGAUCAGAAAAGAACAAUCAGAAUUACAGUGCUUUCAAGCUUGAGAUGCUUGCCCUAAAAUGGGCGGUGACUGAAAAGUUUAAAGAAUAUUUGAUCUACUCAAAGUUCUCUGUGGUCACUGAUCAUAACCCGUUGCGUUACCUGGAGACGGCAAAUUUAGGCGCUGUUGAACAACGGUGGAUGGCUCAGUUAGCAGAGUUUAAUUUUGAAGUCUACUACAAGCCAGGACGACAAAACACAAACGCUGAUGCGUUGUCAAGAAUCCCAUCAGUUGAGGAGCCAGAACAGGAGGACUCUGCUAAAGACUUCAUUAAGAUGAACUCAGAGGAAGUACGCACAUGCUUAUGACCAGUCUCUAAAAACCAGCAGAAAGUACAAGCAUCAGUACAGGUGUCAGUGACAAGGAAAGUUCCUGGACAUAGCUGGAGUGAGAUAGAAGAGCAACAAAAGGUUGACCUUAAUAUAGCACCUAUCUACCGCGCUGAACUUACCAACAAGAAUCUGAGUCCGGUCGAGCAGCGAGACAUGAAUGUGGAAUCAAAAAAAACUUGCUAGACAGUUCAUACGACUCAAGCUUAAGAAAGGAUUGCUGUUCCGAACCAUCCAUGAUCCACGAGACGGAGAAGAAAUUUGUCAGCUGGUGGUUCCUGAAUCUCUACGUUUCAAAGUGUAUAAAAGAAAGCAUGAUCAUUGUGGUCAUUUUGGAGAAACAAGCACACUAGAGCGCAUGAGGAAAAGUUAUUACUGGCCAACAAUGACUAAGGAUGUUCAAAGUUGGAUUCAUGAGUGUAAGAGAUGUACUCUAGCAAAGGAUGUGUUCCCUAAAAUUCGAGCCCCAAUGACAUGCACUAACGUUUCUGCCCCUCUGGAAGUCCUUGCAAUGGAUUAUUCUCUCUUGGAGGAAUCUGUGCGAG
Messenger RNA from Rhinichthys klamathensis goyatoka, 4256 nucleotides. It is a transcript of the gene cuzd1.1, whose product is annotated as CUB and zona pellucida-like domains 1, tandem duplicate 1. Gene Ontology annotation, biological process: proteolysis. Lineage: Eukaryota; Metazoa; Chordata; Actinopteri; Cypriniformes; Leuciscidae. The transcript has a single exon. The record is from RefSeq and is a predicted model, not a curated record. Gene Ontology annotation, molecular function: nucleic acid binding; aspartic-type endopeptidase activity; zinc ion binding.